Fimicolochytrium jonesii is the source of this 7992-nucleotide messenger RNA. Its product is annotated as rough deal protein C-terminal region-domain-containing protein. Bases 209 to 7744 code for a protein of 2511 amino acids. Gene Ontology annotation, molecular function: small GTPase binding. Lineage: Eukaryota; Fungi; Chytridiomycota; Chytridiomycetes; Spizellomycetales; Powellomycetaceae. Gene Ontology annotation, biological process: protein localization to kinetochore involved in kinetochore assembly; mitotic sister chromatid segregation; mitotic spindle assembly checkpoint signaling. The record is from RefSeq and is a predicted model, not a curated record. The transcript is spliced from 26 exons. Gene Ontology annotation, cellular component: cytoplasm; RZZ complex; kinetochore microtubule.
CCUCGGCUCGCUAAAACAUCAGUUACUUCAAUCACCAGCAAUCAGCUACCGUGAAUCCAUACUCCCAAGGCGGUGUCUUGUCCGGCAGCACUCCUGGAACCCCUUCCUACUGAGACGACCCUUGACACCUCGCGUGCGGUUCGGUGUUCCUAUAAACCUUCGGGGACUGGAAUACUAACUGCAUUUUCCCACGCGCACUCCCGCGAUAAUGCUGGCAAAUUACGACACCGAGGACGUUGAGGAGGAGGCUCAGACGGACCUUAUUCGCAGAGGACAGAAGCAGACUAGCGACUCCCACGCGGAUAGUGGACUCGUCGUGCAUUUCGUGGGAAAGGAGGGAGUGGACGACGACAGGUUAUGCGAGGACGUUACGCAGGGUUUCCAGAGCUCCAGAGGCAAGGGUACCGGAUUGGCGAAGACGACGGUGCACAAAGUGGAGACGCUGGCUUGGAUCAAUGCGGAGGAGUCGCUGCGAUGCACGGCGAUCCACGGGCCGGACGGGUUAUGCGUGUCGGUUGCAGAUACUGUAUUUUUGAUUGACGCUGGUUGCUCCGAGCAUCGAGCUACCAUUGCGUUGGACUGUCUAGUGGAACGCACGGCCUUCAGUCGGGACGAAUCGUUCAUAGUAGUUGCGGACAGACUCGGCACCCUUCGUUUCGUGCAUCUCGGCACGUCUUCGGUCGUUUUCUCUAGGGAUGUCUUUUUGGGAGCGGUGGAGGAUGAGGGCCCGCCGACGUUUGUGUGGGUCGGCUUUGUUGCUGCCAAGGGUGGUGUAUCCGGGUACAUCGAUAGGAAAGGCGCCGAUCAGCUUCUCGUUGUUCUACGCGACAUGCAACUCCUCCGCUUCUCCAACAUUGAUACGAAAGGGCUGGAUGCCGCGAUUUGCGCGAAUGACCUCGAGAGGGCGAAAGAGCUGUACGAAGCCAUAACCAUGGAACGAGUGGACCUGAACGACGGGACGGGCCUAACGAGUGUACGCGACAUGGUAACCGUGUGGGAUCACAAAGGAGCCGAGCGCUUGAUCGUCGUGGGCAGCGGCGAACAGCCCCUCUCGGUAUGGCAGAGGUCCCGAGUUACGCAGAAGACGAUGAAAGUGGACGCCGUCAAACUCUUGUUGAAAGGCCGCACGGUUGUUCAAGCCGAGGCGGAUCGUUCCGGGCGGCGGUUGAUCAUGCUUGAUGAUAGCGGCAGGCUGUCGAUCUGGGAUUCUCAUGGUCUGUUCAAACUGUACCACUACGACAACACCAACCUCGUCGAUUUUGUUUUUCACGAUUCCAACGCCAUCGAUAUGCCCGAUUCGACCAUCAUAGCUCUCACAAAUGCGAAAGGAGGCCGAGUCGUCCAAAUCAUCCGAUUGCCAUCAUUCACCGUGAUGCAGGAACUGCGUGUGUCCGAAGCUUCGUGGCUGUUCUCGCGGGAAGCCAGUGCGGUGGAUGACGGGUCUGGGUUUCGAUUCGUGGAGGCUUUGUCGAAUGAGGAUGGGUCCGCAAAGUUUUAUAUACGCACCUUGCAAGAGACGGUUCCCUAUCAUCGGUUUGAGCAGCUUCUUCAGAGUCGGCGGUUUGAGGAAGCGGAAGUGUUUGCGCUGGACUUCGGGUUGGAUGUGCAGUACGUUCUCAAGGCCAAACUAGAUCAAAUGGCUCGAAAUGUUGAUCUGCAUGCCCUGCUUGAGUCUAAGGGGGCCGACCAUUUCGCACAGACUUUGAUGGAUGAGCUGCGGAGCGUAGAGGAUGAAGAGUUCGCGAUCGAUUACUGCCUGCAGAUCACGCUCCCGACAUUCAGGUCGACCUACAGCAUCCUCACCUUCGCGCGAGUUCUCAUUAACGAAACCACUAAAGGAUCAGACAUAUCGACCGACAAAGUCCUAGCCCUACAUCGGGCAAUCAGGCGGAUCGGCACGUAUCAACUGAUCUCGUUCGAGAGGAUGAACAGAUAUGGAGGCGCGUUUGGACAUGGCGCGGGAGCGGGGUGGGAUCCCCGGCUUCUCCGUGAUGCGGAUGGGUUUAAUGCGCAGGAGUGGCAGGCGAUGAGGACGGUGGACUUUGUGAUGGAGAUGAGGGAGAUGCUGAGGAGCGGGGAUUUGAGGUUGGCGGUUGCUGUUUGGAAGAGGCACUAUUUGGACGAGGAAUUGCUGCCGCACAUUCACGACAUUGUAUCGGACAUCCCCGAGCACGCAUCCCUAGAAGACUAUGUGCCAUGGCUGAAGAUGGACGUCCUCCCGAUCAUUCAGCGGACCGGCGAUCGCCAUAAGCUGGCGAUAUGGAUCGAGCAUAGAGCUCGAGUCGUCGAGGCACGAGAGAAGCGACCCCACGGCGCCUUGGAGGUUGUUCGCCUACUAGACAGCGUAGCCCUCCCCGGUAUGUGUGACCAAGUCACGGACGCCAGCAAAGACCCCACCACCACAGCUCGCGACCACCAACUUUUCACACCCGCCACACCGGCUUACUACGUUGAGAACGCCAUUCUCUUUGCCCAAACCAGCGGCCUUUCAACCUUUGGGUCAGAAAGCAGCAGCGGAAAAGUUUGGGCGAACGGGCUGAAACAGCAACUCGACGACUUGGUCUAUCUGUGGGACAAACACGAUCUCUACAUCUCACUCAACGACUACAGUCGCCUCUCCACCAGUGACAUUGCAAAGGACCUUCUCGACCGCGUCGCCGCCCCCGAACUCCUCGGCGGCGCCAUCGAAAAACAUUUCCGGUGCUAUGUCGAGCGCAACAACCUGGCAUUCGACGAGUUGCUGGCGGAGUACUGCGUCGACCUUAUGGACGGAUCUAUCGCGGCUGCUGCGGGGUCCCGCGCAAUGGCGGAUAGCUCGUGGCAGGCGCGGGUGCUGUGUGUGUUGCUAUACGUGGUCGAUGUGGAUGUGAAGGCCGAUGUGGUGAUGGAGUUGAUGAAAAGGACGCCGGUACCAUGGGGUAGUGAUGUCGGGGAGGUGUUUUUGGCUACGUUAAAAUACCCCGUGAUGAGACGACGAGAGGAGCUGCGCGAACAGUACCGGUUGUUGAAGUUGAAGCGGAUGUUGGUGUCGUAUGGGAUUGGAUCUUUCAAUAUCUCGGAUAAGGUGCUUGCGAAAGGUCUCUUGCCACGCAUUCUUGGGCGGAUGGACGUGAUGCAUGCGAUGGACGAUGUGAUGCAGGUUGUGAGCGCCUACCACCAUAUAAGUGUACUUCAAGCCUACCGCAUCCGCCUUCGAAACCUAUACGAGCACGGCUUUAUCGAGCGAGCCAACAGGCUUCUCCAAACAGGGCACGAAGAUCCCUCGACCGCAUCCGGCGGGCCAAGUGAUGAUGGACUAGAAUUGGAACUGGACGUGCGGCUGGAUAUCGUCGAACAAAUCGGAGUCGCCAAGGAAGUCGCGACGCAUUUCUCCAAAGUCCUGGAGGACGCCGCUGCCCAUCAGCAGGCCACCGACGAGGCGGGCGAAGACGCGAAGCGCGAUUUCGCAUGGGCGAUCGACGCGUCUGUUGCUUUAGCGGAGUUGAUUGUCUCAAUGCAGGAGGAGCUGGCCAACUUGCAGAGUACGGAGAACGUCGCGUCGGCUACCUCGGGGUCCGUGUCGAGCACUGCUGUCGGGACACACGGCGCUCGGAAUGCACUUGUUUUGGCAGCUGCGGAUCCCGAGAUUUGCGGAUACGACGACGCGCUGCGGAUGCUGCAGCAUAUGAAGCAUUUGUUUACUGAGUUUGGCGUUAUGAUGUCGUUGCGGGCGUAUAGCGAUGAGCUGGAGCGGAGGAAGAUUCUUGCGACUUUCGCGAAAAAGGUUUAUAGGUAUGUCGGGAAUGCGGAACCAGAGAAGGCGCCCGUUCGAGCGCGGUCCAGUAAGGGGAAGGGGAAAGCGUGGAAUUUUGACGGCGAAGAAUCGCCGCAGCCCGCGGACGACAAAUCGGACAGCUCGCAGACAGCACUCUACCGCCUCGCCUACGUCCUCGGCUUCGAGCGCUCCAAACUGCGCGGAAUCCUUGCUGAAGAAGCCGCCCGCAACGGCGACUUCAAAUCAUCACUCGUACUCUGCAAAGAGCUCUUCGACAAAUCACCCAACGAAGAGACCGCUCGCACGCUCCAACGCGUCGCGCGACUGUUGACGCAGUACGCCGCGAGCAACAAACAGGUGUAUCGCGACGCCAAAGCGUUUAAGACGCACUGCCGGCUGACCAGCCGCAUCGUGCAGCUUAGCGCACAGGCGUUCUGCACGUGCGGGGAAGAGGAUGUGGAGGAUGCGCUGGACGAUUUCAAGAACUUUGAGCUGCAGCACACGGUUUUCACGCAGUGUGAUGCCGGCGAUUAUGAGGCGCUUGUGGCGAGUGAGUUUGAGGCCUUUAGGGGUGGUUUGUUCGGGGCUGGGGAGGGAUCUAAUGUGUUUGGUGGGUCGGUGGGAAUCGGCGGCUCCUCGGCUUCGGCAUCUUCGCCGUCGUCUGCGUCAAGGGAUAGCAGCGAAAGACGGGUGAAGCCCCAGGAGGUGCCCGCGCGAACAGAGAUGGAACUCGCGAACAUCGGCGAUAGGUUCGCAUCUUCGUUCUUUGAUGAGAAUUUUCGCGAGGCGAGUUUGGUGCUGUCCACCGAAACAGCGAUGGAUCUCGUCUCCUCAUUCGUCUUGGACGCGUCCGCUGUCAAAGACCAGAACGCUAUCCUAGGCCUGCAGGUCGGGGAAGAUGAGCAGUCAGCAAAAGGCAAAAAGGAGGCCGAGCGCGGCCAUCCCGCCCAUUCAGGUCGCUUGCUGGCCGAGUAUCUCGUCAACAACAAGAGCCUGCAAACUGUUCUGCGUGUGCUCCAGCGCGCCAAGGAAGCGAUUCUGAGAGCGGGAGGGCCGAGGGAGGCGUCGGCGUGGAAAAGCGUCAUUGGAUUUCACACUGAAACGCUGGGUAGGCUGCUGGCUGCGGUGAUGAGUACGCGGAAGAUUGACCAGAGGCUGGCUGUGGGAUGUCUGGUAUCCAUGCCGCUCAAACAAGCAUUUGAAGCCUACAAGGCCGGGAUGAGCACCACAGGACAAGAAUACGCCCGUGUGCUCCGGAUCGCUGGCAUCGGUAUUGCCGUCGCUGCCGCGUGGAAGCAACGUACGUUCCGAAUCAGCUGUGAAGACCUCGCGGCAAACGCGAAAUGGUGGCACCAGUUACGGCUAUUGGGAAUCCCGUUCGAUAAGGACACCUUCAGAUACCGUACUGAGACCGGAGGCCACCAGCGGCGUGUCGUGCCCCAGUUGCUCGUCCGCACCGGAUUUGACAUCCUUACGUGUUUGGAGUUUGCGAGGAGCUACGAUAUCGAGGACGAUUUUGUUAUCAUGGAGUAUGUCAAGGGGCUGUUGCUGACCACGGAUGAGGAUUCGGACUAUCAAUCGAGGGUGGCGGGGAUCGUGGACGAUGCGGUGAACAAGGAUCGGAUGCUUGCGACCUUGACAAAGGAAUGCUUGCCGCGCGUAUCGCCGUAUGACUACGAACGGCUGUUAUUUAUCGCGACGCAGAUCCUGCGUGUCAAACCGGACGCACAGCUCGCUAAAUCGUGCAAGGAGGUCGUCAAUGUGCUCUUCGACUACGUGAGACUGAAACCACCGGCGUUCGAGGAACUCGUCGAAGCUGACCGCGUUAUCACGGGAUCUAUCACAACGUUGGAGCUAGAUGCUUAUGAUGUGCUUCGAAAGAAGUAUCCCAAGAGCUCGCAGCGGCUGCCGUACCACGCGCUGACGAUCGACCCUUGGUCUGUCCUGGGACCCGAGAUGACGGAGGAGUCUAUCCCGCGUCUGCGGCCGCUAAGAAGGAUGCUCGACCUGGAGCUGGACAAAUUCUACGUGGUCGCCAUCGAGAACCUGUUUGACUCGCGGCCGCCGUCGACGGUCGGGACGAGUGGUAAAUUGUCGAGCGGGCGGAGCUCACCGGAGGCGGAUGCAACGUGGACAGCGAACAGCCCGCAAUUGCGGUUCGCGGAUGUGAAGCGGCUGCUCACGCAUAUUGCUGAUGAUGCUGUGGCCGUCGAGACACUUCUCGAGGUGGCGAGGCGGUUUCCCUGUGGGCAUGAUCGGAUUAGCUCGUAUCGGAUGGCGCUGAUGCGGACGGAGAGGAUGGAGGCCAAGGAGCAGCAAUCCGCGGACAAAAUACCAGAAGGCGUUGCCAAAUCUGAGGAUAAACGCUCCGCACAGAUCCGCCAAGUCCUGAUCGUCACCGAAACAGAGCAUCAGCUGCGCACGCUAGGGAUGGCGGAUAUGCAGCAGUACAUAUCUGUGCAGGACUCCAUGACAAAUCUCAUGCAUACGUUGUACUGGAAUAAGAGCGAAGCUGCGUUGGAUCCUAAGAAUGACCUUGACCUGCAUGGAGUCGUCAACGACAUUGCCAAGCGCACCGGGCUCAAUCCUAACGAGUUCAGGACGUGGCUGAUCGGGAAAUGGCUAUCAGCCGAAGUCCCCAUCAGCGACGAAGAACGGGAAAUGUACCUUCCCUCCAUGCGGGUGCAGAUCAACAACAUCCUCAAUUCGAGAGAGGAGAUCGCGCUUCAGAUGCGUUUGCUGUACCUGCUGAGGUCGCUUUCUGUACAAUCAGGAACGCAGUACCUGCUCAAUUUUGUUAGUCAGCCCACGUCCAAGAUUCUCACUUUGAACCGGGUCAGGGCGCUAAGCGUUCUGUUCCAACUCGCCAGUCCAAAAGAACUUGCAAAAGACGGUUAUGAGGACAUCAAGAAGUACAUGCAAAUGCUCCUCUACCUCGCCGAUUUUGAAGAACUUCGCAUCGCACAAUCCUUGCGAGAAUUUGAGAAGUGCGAUAAGGAGGCGUUUGUCCGGUCGUUGUGGGUUAAUCAAAAGGACGAGCUGAAGAUUGUGCAACUCAUUUGCAAUAUAUGCUUGGAUUACCAUGUGUACGACCUUACUUUGUGGGAGAGCGCGCUGCAUCGGCUAUUGGAUAAGAAACUGUAUCGCUACUUGCUUGGCAUGUUGGAGCAUUUGACGUCUGUACCGAAGUUGGGCCAGAUGAGGUCGUUACCAAAGAUUUGGAAUGGCGUUUUGCUGGGAUGUUUGAGGUUGUUGACGGAGGACAAAGAGUCAACACCAGCGAUGUACGACCGAGUCCUGACCCUCCUCCAGAAGUGCCCUUUCCUGCCCGAAAUCAAUCUCGAUGCGUUCGUGAACCACUUUGAUCAGCUGGCGAUGAAAACGCCUGCUACGUUCAGCGAGUUGCUGAAUGCGUUGCGGGGGAUUGCUGCACUGCCUCCUACUAGUAACCUUUUUGGCGCUAUCAAGAAAUGCGUGUCACGCCUGGAUCACUCCGAGCUCAUGCAAGCGCUUGACUGCAUUUCAGGCAGAGGGGAGCAGUCUGGAAUCGUUCCGGUGCAGAGAAUUGAGUAUGCCGCGACGGAUACGUGGAUUGGGAAGACCUGGGUCAUUCGCGCAAUUUACGACCAAAUCAACGAGUCAGGCGCAUACGAGCUCCUCCUGUCAACGAAACAUCUCGCUGGAUUCGUAAGUUACUUGGUGGAUUGCGACCGCAUCGAUCAUUUGCUCGUAGCAUCUUUGAAGGCACAAAGGACGGCGGCGGCGAUAGAAAUUAUCCGGAUGUAUGCGGGCAGAUACCCGCAGGUGCUCCAAGGGAUGUGGGAGCGGCGCCCUGAUCAUGAUGAGGAAGACGAGUCCCAGGCAUUGGAUGUAGAAGCGGUGCCGACGGCGGAUCUUCUCCGGGUGUACAUCAACGUCCAUAGCUUUCCUGGGGUGGAUCCGGCGACCAUUUCUGCCAUCAGAACCAGGGUGCAGUCAAGUCGUAGAUAGUUUCUCAUAAUAGGUGUAGGACUUUUAUCAGACGUAGCUUCCACUUACGAGGAAUCGUUGUACGCUUUAAAGUUUGAAGUGGGCUAGCGUUGCGAUACUUUUUGACAGUUUUUUGACGGGGUUGCGGAGUUUGUGGUCGAUAUGGACGAACUACGGCUGGUGCCUGCUGCUACGCAGCAGCAAAAGGGAGCACAAUCAACAAAUGAUUUAUUUGGGAACUACAAUAAAACCUCUACUAUACAGCGGGC